This is a messenger RNA of Lolium rigidum, 2062 nucleotides long. RefSeq names its product pentatricopeptide repeat-containing protein At5g27460-like. Gene Ontology annotation, cellular component: mitochondrion. The transcript is spliced from 2 exons. NCBI's taxonomy places the organism in Eukaryota, Viridiplantae, Streptophyta, Magnoliopsida, Poales, Poaceae. The coding region runs from base 1 to 1566 and encodes 521 amino acids. Gene Ontology annotation, molecular function: protein binding. The record is from RefSeq and is a predicted model, not a curated record.
AUGGCCAUGGCGGCCGCCGUCCUCGCACGCCGGCGCCUCCUCCGCCUCCUCGCGCCGAGCCCGAACCCUAAACCUCCCUCCCUCUCCUCCAGCCCCUCCCACUCCUUCGACGCUCCGGCAACCGCCCGCCAGCGCGACCCCGAGCGCGAGGGUGACCUCCUCUCGCGGCGCCUCCUCCGUCUCCACUCGAUGGGCUCGGUCGCCGCCGCCAUCGAGGGAUGGGCCCAGAUGCACGGCCACGGCCGGCGGCCGGGCCUCCAGCGUGCCAUCUCCCAGCUCCGGCGCGCGCGCCGCUACAAACACGCGCUCGAGAUUUUAUCAUGGAUGGACUCGCACAAAGAUAUUAAACUAUCACCAUCGGAUCAUGCAGCUAGACUGGACUUGAUUGGGAAAGUACACGGUACUUCACAAGCUGAGGAAUACUACAACCAACUACAGAAACCUGCUUCUAGGGAAGCUGCGGCAUUCCCUCUCCUCCAUCGCUAUGUUGCUGAAAGAAAUGUUCAGAAAGCUGAGAACCUUAUGGCUAGUCUGCAGAGCGUUGGGCUGCCGGUUGAUCCUCACUCGUUCAAUGAAAUGCUGAAGCUUUAUGUUGCAACAUGCCAGUAUGAGAAGGUACAUAGUGUAAUCAAUCUGAUGAAACGGAACAAUAUCCCCAGAAAUGCUCUCUCAUAUAACCUUUGGAUGAACGCAUGUUCUGUAUCUGGUGUUGCCUCUGUACAAUCAGCGUUCAAGGAGAUGGUUAAUGAUGGUAUGGUUGAGGUUGGUUGGAGCGCAUACUGUACAUUGGCCAACAUCUUCAGGAAGCAUGGACUGAAUAGUGAAGCCCUGGCUUGCCUCAGGACGGCCGAAACAAAAUUAUCAAGAACGCAACGCUUCGGAUAUUUUUUUGUAAUGACAUGUUAUGCGGCUCUCAAUGAUAGCGACGGGGUUACGAGACUGUGGGAGGCUAGUAAGUGUGUCCCUGGAAGAAUCCCUGCUGCAAACUACAUGAGUGCUAUUAUAUGUUUGAUAAAAGUUGGUGAUAUUGACCAGGCUGAGUGGAUCUUUGGAAGCUGGGAAGUGGAGUGCGGGAAGUAUGAUGUGCGGGUUUCAAAUGUUCUUCUAGGCGCUUAUGUGAGGAAUGGCUGGAUUGAAAAGGCUGAGAAGCUCCAUCUCCACGUGCUAGAGAAAGGCGCAUGCCCAAACUACAAGACGUGGGAGAUACUGAUGGAGGGAUUUGUUGAGAGUAACCAGAUGGACAAAGCUGUCAAUGCCAUGAAGAAAGCUUUAUCUUCAAUGGAGAGCUGUCAUUGGAGACCUCCACUCAAACUAGUUGAGGCCAUCGCAGCAUUCUUUGAGGAGCAAGGAAAUGCAGACGAUGCAAACAGAUACAUUAAGGUUCUUCAAAAGUUUAACUUGACAAGUUUGCCCUUGUACAAGUCCGUGCUCCGAACGUAUAUUAAAGCUGACACUGUGGCAACUGAUAUUGCUGAGAUGAUAGCAAGAGAUCAGAUAGUUAUGGACGAAGAAAUGGACCACUUGAUCAUACGUGCUAGCAAGAUAGAUACCAGAGGCAAUGUGUAACUUUGAAAUGUAGCAACCUGUGAGGCAGACACAUGUUAAAGAACAUUUCAGCUGACAUGGCAAAAAUAGAUCUGCAGAUUAGACCAACAAUAGCACAAUGAGCUUCAUUGCUUAGUAGGCAAGGUUUUGAGCAAACUGAGUUGUUGGCUUUGCUAUGAGAAGUGGUUGUUUAUUAAGACAACAGUUAUAUACUUAUAUCUUUGCUGUGACUAGUGAGGAGACAAGUUUGAGAAGUUUGGAGGGCAUUAUACUUUUGGAGGAGCUAGGUGAGUCGUGUUCUUAUACACUUGUAAAUGUGCCCAAUGAUGAGAACAUAUCUAGUAAUAGACCAACAGAAACUGGACCGCUGGAUCGUGUGAGAAGGGACAUGAUGAAUGCCCAUAAGAUGGGCAAUCCACGCUACAGAAUAUACGAAAUGAACCCUGGGUUGCGUUUGUAAUUGAGGGAGAGGCCAUUUUUCUAUCUCAGUUGCAAUUUGUUCUUUCAUUUCUCCAUA